This is a messenger RNA of Aplosporella prunicola CBS 121167, 1542 nucleotides long. RefSeq lists its product as uncharacterized. The coding region runs from base 1 to 1542 and encodes 513 amino acids. Gene Ontology annotation, cellular component: membrane. Gene Ontology annotation, molecular function: transmembrane transporter activity. The record is from RefSeq and is a predicted model, not a curated record. The transcript is spliced from 3 exons. Lineage: Eukaryota; Fungi; Ascomycota; Dothideomycetes; Botryosphaeriales; Aplosporellaceae. Gene Ontology annotation, biological process: transmembrane transport.
AUGGGGUACCGCGCCGAGCUGCCGCGCAACCUGAGCAUGAUGUCGGUGCUGGGGCUGUCGUUUGCCAUCAUGGCGGUGCCGUUCGGGCUCAGCACGACGCUGUACAUUACGCUGACGGACGGGCAGGCCGUGACGGUGCUGUGGGGGUGGGUGCUCGUGUCGCUGAUCUCGCUCGCCAUUGCGGCCAGCCUGGCCGAGAUCUGCGCCGUCUACCCUACGGCCGGGGGCGUCUACUACUGGGCCGCGAUGCUGAGUACGCGCCGGUGGGCCCCGAUUGCGUCGUGGAUCGUGGGCUGGCUGACCCUGGUCGGGAACUGGCUCAUUGCGUGCAGUAUUAAUUUCUCUGGCGGGCAGUUGAUUCUGAGUGCCAUUAGUCUGUGGGACGAGGACUUUGUCCCCAAUGCGUGGCAGACGAUCUUGAUGUUUUGGGCCGUCAUGCUCGUCAGCUUCUUGGUGAAUGUCUUUGGCUCGAAGUACCUGGACUUGAUCAAUAAGAUCUGUAUCUACUGGACCGGUGGAAGCGUUAUAGUUAUCCUCAUUACGCUGCUGACAAUGGCCGACGAUAGAAGGAGCGGAGAGUUUGUCUUUGCGCAUUACGAUGCGUCUGCUAGCGGAUGGCCGUCCGGCUGGGCUUUCUUUGUCGGCCUUUUGCAAGCCGCUUACACGCUGACGGGUUACGGCAUGGUUGCCUCCAUGUGCGAGGAAGUGCAAAACCCAGCGCGCGAGGUUCCGAAAGCCAUUGUGCUCUCCGUGGCCGCGGCCGGCGUAACGGGCGUCAUUUAUCUCAUCCCGAUCCUCUUCGUCCUGCCAAACGUCGAGACGCUGCUGAACGUUGCGAAUGGGCAGCCCAUAGGCCUCCUCUUCAAGACGGUGACGGGCAGCGCGGGUGGCGGCUUUGGCUUGUUGUUCCUGCUCCUCGGCAUUCUUGUAUUCGCGGGAAUUGGCGCGCUGACGGCCGCAUCGCGUUGCACCUACGCUUUUGCGCGCGAUGGCGCCAUCCCUGGUAGCCGGCUGUGGUCGCGCGUUGACAAGCGCUUUGGCAUUCCUCUGUGGGGCCUCGUGCUCUCUACUGUCGUUGACUGCCUGCUAGGACUGAUUUAUUUUGGAUCCACGGCUGCUUUUAACAGUUUCACCGGCUGCGCGACCAUUUGCCUCAGUGCGUCGUACGGCGGCCCCAUCCUCGUCUCGGUGCUACGCGGCCGCAAACAGGUGCAACACAGCAGCUUCUCGCUGGGCAAGUUCGGCUUUGCCAUUAACAUCAUGACCAUCUGCUGGAUCGCGCUGGCGUUGGUGCUCUUCUGCAUGCCCGUGUCGCUGCCGGUCGAUGCGACUGACAUGAACUACGCCAGCGCCGUCUUCGCUGGCUUCUCUUCCAUCUCGAUGCUGUGGUACGUCAUCCGGGGGCGGAAGGAGUUCAAGGGCCCGCCCGUCACACAGGACAUCGACCCGGCGGACGUGGGAGUCGUCACGGGCAUGCCGGUCAUGGAUGGACCAGCUGCGGAGGCGGAGCCGGACAAGGAGAUGGCGGAGGCGAAGACGUAG